Messenger RNA from Leptidea sinapis, 2195 nucleotides. RefSeq lists its product as uncharacterized. Gene Ontology annotation, cellular component: lysosomal membrane. The coding region runs from base 289 to 846 and encodes 185 amino acids. The record is from RefSeq and is a predicted model, not a curated record. The transcript is spliced from 5 exons. Lineage: Eukaryota; Metazoa; Arthropoda; Insecta; Lepidoptera; Pieridae.
GUUAGGGAGUAGUCUAGAAACUAAACAGUCGCGUCUAUACGUAGUAUUUAAUUUACAUUUUACAUCCUCUUUGAUUCUUGUUAUAAAUUAAAUAUCUUUUGCUUGUAAAGUUGUAAUCGUACAAAGUGAAAAACGUUUCAAGAUUAAUAUAUUCUUGUUUGUGUAUUAUAAAAAUAAAAUAAUAAUCUAAUUACUCAAAAUCUAUGCGGAGUGACAUUUAUUUCUUAGUUUAAAUUGAAUUAUUUUUAGCAAGGACAUUAUGAUAAAUUGUCUUUAAAAGGGUAGAAAAUGUUGAGAUUAUCUAGCUUAUUGAUUUUAACUGUUUUUCUUGGUUAUGUUUCAGCAUCGUAUGAAGAUAAACGAUGCAAAUGUGUUUGUCCAAGUCCAGCUACUGUUUUGAACAAUACAGUGGGCUCAGACCGGAAGCUUUACAUUGGAAAUGUGCCCCCAAAUAUGUGUAACUGUGAUGGACUUAUUCUACCUCGUGUUGGAGACCUUGUGAAAGGACGUGAACAGGAGUUUUGUCCACGGUGUGAAUGCAAAUAUGAGAAUAGAAAUACAACUAUCAUAAAGGUUGUAGUGAUAAUUGUUCUCUGGGUUAUUAUGCUACUUGUUGCAUACAUGGGAUUUCUGAUAUGCCUUGAUCCAUUGAUAAAUAAGAGAGCUAAAGCAUCCUAUCAGGAACACACCAAUGAAGAUGAUGAAAGUACACUAGGUGGACCAUCUCAGCCGAUUAGUUCACGUGGUAAUGUUCUCAAUCGUGUCACACAUCAACAAGAUAAAUGGAAGCGACAAGUGAGAGAACAACGGCGCAAUAUUUAUGAUAGACAUACCAUGUUGAACUAGGAUUUAGCCUGAGGGACAUUCUGAUCAACAUCAAUUGUGCCCUCAAAAACAAAUUGUAAUAGUUUAAAAGCUAUUAUUUCAUAGUUUAUUGACAUUCAUGACUAGGUAUUAAAUAAAUCCUUGUAUAAUGGUAUUGACAUGAAUGUGGUAUUAAAUUUAUGAAUUGUUUAAAUUAAAUUUAUUUUUACUUUCUGUUUUAUUAGAUCACAUAAGGACAAAUGUUUGCUAAUUUUAUUGAGCUGGUUGUAUAUUAUCAUUACAAUAUAGAUGUUCAAAUGUUAUUGUAUGGUAAUUUUAGAGUGCGAAGGUUGGAUUAGCAAUACUAACUAGAUUGACAAUAGCUAAGAAAGUGUGACUAAAAAGUGUCCGAACCUUGUUGCAUACAAGUAUAGCUAACAUUAUGUUGUUAAAAAUAUCCACUUUAUUAUUAAACUCUAUCGGCCUUACAAUUAAACUUGGUAUAAGUAAAGUUAUAACUGAUGAUAAACAAAGAAAAUGCAAAAUGUUUACAAUAUUGUUGACAACAUUGUCAAUAAAAUGAUAAUAUUCUGAAGCUUUCCGAAUGACAAGCUGGCUUGCAAAUAAACGCGGGAAACAUUAUAUGUCCGAACAAACCAUUCCUAAGCAAAAGGUCUAUUUGUAAACAUUUUACAUAUUCUUGGUUUAUGCUUAGUUAUAACUUUAACUCUAUGCCAAUUUUAUUUGUUGUUAUAUGUUCACUGUUAACUGUUCACUCGUCAUUGGAGGGCUGUAUUAAUUACUCAUAUGUCAAUGUGACAAUACAAGGCUUACUUGCUAUACACUGCUAACACAGUGUGUUGAGCAGACUUUUGCCUCGGACACUUUAGUGUGAUUGGUUCUCAUAGAUCAUAUGUAAAUUUGCAUAUGUAUCUAUGUUGUUUAGUAAUAUUUUACCAGUGAUAGUUCACAAGAAACAAUUUUUUUUUUUCAAUGGAAUGUUAUGUAAAAUUACUUUUAUCUUUUAAUGUUAAUAAUAAAUUAUAAUGAUUAAAAUUUAGUAUCAUACAUCAAUAAUAGUUGAAGAAAAUUAAAUGUAUUUUACCUGCUUGUUGUAUGGUAUUGAUUGUAACAUUCAAGAUGUGGUCUAACUUAUACAUCAAUCUUGCUUUAGCACCAAAUCAAUUAUUCAUCAUGAAGAUUCAUUAUAUCCAAUUGUAUUUUGCAUUGAUGCCUCAAACACUAUUUACUGUCCAUUAAAGCAAUAGGUUAACACAUUUAUGUGGAAUCGUUAUAAAUAAGAAUUUAUUUUAAAGGUUCGGUUAAUAAGAUAAUAUUGUAUUUUAAGCAUGCAUCUUUCCGAUUAUAGUAUUAAAAUGUAACUGUAACAA